Molecule: messenger RNA, 1368 nt
Organism: Nannizzia gypsea CBS 118893
Lineage: Eukaryota; Fungi; Ascomycota; Eurotiomycetes; Onygenales; Arthrodermataceae
Product: a-pheromone receptor PreA
Exons: 3
Coding region: 1-1368 (455 amino acids)
Biological process (GO): G protein-coupled receptor signaling pathway
Cellular component (GO): membrane
Molecular function (GO): mating-type factor pheromone receptor activity
Source: RefSeq, a predicted model, not a curated record
AUGGAGAAUAGCAAUCUACCUCUGGUGUAUGAGAUGUCAACACAGGCAGUAGUACUCUGUACUGUUGCCUUCAUAUCAUUUCUCGUCUGCAUUCCACCAUUGAUCUGGCACUGCCGGAAUGGUAACUUUCCUGCCUCCUGCUUGAUUUUGUGGAUUCUCACCCAAAACCUGUUCAAUUUCAUUAAUCCAUUAAUUUGGCCUGAUGAUGAUCCCAAAUCCUGGUGGAUGGGUUAUGGUUAUUGUGAUAUUCAGUCCAAACUUAUCACCGGUGCCGGCGUUGGUAUUGCUGGUCCCUUAGUCUGCAUCUUUCGCAGUCUCGCAAAAGUCCUGGACACGGAACGAACUACCCUCGUGCCUACCAAAGGCGACCGAAGAUGGAAGGCUACGUUUGAGGCCAUAUAUUGCGUCAUUAUCCCAGUCGUCAUUAUGGUCCUGCACUUUAUUAUCCAAGACAGCAGAUAUUACAUCUACAGCAUCGUUGGCUGCAUGCCAGCAUAUCACUCUAGCUGGGUUAGCUUCAUUGUGGGUUACAUCUGGCCUCCAAUCAUCUUGAUAAUCGCCUGUUUUUAUUGCGGACUUGUUCUAUAUCGCUUGUUCAAGUACAAACGUGAAUUUUCCCAGCUUGUAUCUUCUGACAGCACAACCAGCAAGUCCAAAUUUGUCCGCCUACUCACUAUUUCGCUUGUACUUCUUCUCGGAAGCCUCCCAGCCCAGUUCUUCGUCUUCUACACCAAUAUCACCUCCUACAAGCCUUGGGCCCCUUAUUCAUGGACCGAAGUUCAUGGCCCUCACUGGGGUGAGAUUAUUAAGUUUCCAAUGCACGGCCAGGUCUACUAUGAUCGUUGGAUACAAGCUGCUGCGGGAUUCCUUCUUUUCUUUUUCUUUGGUAUCGGUCAUGAUGCCACCAUGAUGUACCGGUCCAUUCUUCUAAGGCUCGGCUUUGGAGAUUGUUUCCCUGCACUUCAGCAUCCACAUAUCAUGAUCAAUCAGAGACAAGGCUCAUCUUCUACUCGAUUCGGCUCGUUCAGCAGCACUGUCAAAAUGGCUUUGGGCCGAAAGAAACUUUUGACAUCUACGGUCGACUCAGAUAUCACUCUAAAUGAAAAAACAGGAAAUAUGUCACUGGAUGGAUGCUUGUUCACUAAGCUUGAACCAACUUACUCCCUGGACAAUCAAAAUGGCCCCCAAAAGUCUUAUCGGAUGCCAACAGUGCCAGGACCUAUAACUCAUCCCAGCAAUUUCAACAUGCCCCAAAAACCACGCCGACAAUCCGGGGACUCUAUUUUCCUCGAAUUUCUUACAGAGUCACCUAAGUCCAGUACUGCAAAACAAGGUAGAGGGACGCAUAGCGGGCACGAUAUGGUUUAG